This is a messenger RNA of Acanthamoeba castellanii str. Neff, 750 nucleotides long. RefSeq lists its product as uncharacterized. Bases 1 to 750 code for a protein of 249 amino acids. The transcript is spliced from 2 exons. Lineage: Eukaryota; Discosea; Longamoebia; Acanthamoebidae. The record is from RefSeq and is a predicted model, not a curated record.
AUGAGAGUCAAGAGGCUGGGGAUGACGGUGCUGGCGGGGUGCAUUCUACUCUUUGGCGCCCUCAACGUGGUCCUGGUGCUCCAGGUCCACGUCUCGACGCUGGAGGCCGAUAUGAAGGAAGCAGCGGCGGACUGGCCGCUCAGCGCCCUCCACUCCCUCUACUUCACCUCGGCCCGCUCCCUCCUCCCCUUCGCCGAGUCCAACUCGUUUCUCAUCAGCCCCGGGGCCUCGACGAGCGAAGAGGAGCAGGCCCCGGGGCUGACCGAAGAUGAUGAGGAAGACGAUGCGGGUGAGGCACCGCAAGAACCGAUACAAGAACCGGUGCGCCUCGAGUGGCAGCUGCAGUCCGACCUGGAAGAGGAUGACCGCCAGGCGCUGCAAGUUGAGGGCGACUUGGAGGGAGAACCUGAAGGAGGAGAAGGAGAAGGAGAAGAAGGGGAGCUCGAUGCCGCGGACGAGCCCCGAGUAGUGCAGGAGGCUGCUGGUGGUGCAGUAGCAGCAGAAGAAGCGCUGGCCGCAGCUGUUAGCGCGCAGCAGGCCGUCAAGUUGAGAGAGAGGACGUUCAGCAGGCGCGUCAAUGAGCGAAAAAAGGCAGCCGUGGCCCCCGCGCUGGGCACAACAGGCAGCGGCACCAGCGGUGCAGGCAGAGGCAAGGGCCGCGGGGGCGCCGCCCCACCACCCCCGCCGCCGGCACCGGUCGCAGUGCGCAAGGGCCAGAUGCAGAACAAGAAGAAGAGGCCUAGGCCAUGA